Molecule: messenger RNA, 522 nt
Organism: Paramecium sonneborni
Lineage: Eukaryota; Ciliophora; Oligohymenophorea; Peniculida; Parameciidae
Source: the annotation of a GenBank genome assembly
UAGUAGAUGAUUAGAGAUAUAGAGGAGAAUUUAUAAAUUAUGGAAACUGAUGAUUGUGAAAAUGAUCUUGAAUACAAAAUCAAAUAAAAUGCUAAAAUGUGUUUAGGAAUCUCACUAAAAGAAGUCACACCAUAAUUAAGGAAUUAUUAAAAUUAAAUGAUGAAAUAAGUACAAUUAGAAAGACCUACACAAAACUUAAAAGUUGAUUUUGAAUAAGAAUAUAUUGAUACAUUAAUUUUGGAUAGAAAUGAGAGAAUCAAAUCAUUAGGAGAAAAAUUGAAAAAAAUGAAUGAAUUAUUUAAAGAAAUGAAUCGAUUAGUUAUUGAAUAAGGAACUUUAUUAGAUAGAAUCGAUUUUAAUAUAGAUUAAACUUUUACAAGAAUUAAAAAAGGAAAAUAAUAAUUAAUUCAAGCAAAUACAAAACAAGAGACUAGUGACAGAGCUUAGAAAUGUAUUUGUAUUUUAGUUGGAUUAAAUAUUUUUAUAGCUUUUUUAUUUGUAAUUAAACAUACAUUAUUUUGA